UUAAAAUUGAACGGGAGAAGAAAUAAACCGGGGUUAGGCUCUUUACCAAAUUGAAUAAAACCACAAUUGUUGUGAAAGAGUAGUCCGCCGCUAGUCUUGUUCAGUCUUCACCUAAUAAACUGGUCUCGAUGUCAAACCUCGCCGGCGAACCACCGCGGAAAACCAACCAACCGCCGUCGUCUAUAAUAUCUUCACCGCCAUCGUUUUCUUCACUGCCAUUCGACAUCGUUUUGAACGUCAUAGCACGCGUCCCAAAAAGGUAUUACCCAAUCCUCUGUUGCGUAUGCAAGAGCCUGAGGAGUCUCGUUCGCUCGCCUGAGAUUCAAAAGACUCGAUCUUUCCUCGGCAAGGAUUCAAUUUACCUAUGCUUCAUGAACAGAACUAAGCACCCCGAUACAUUUGACUGGUUCACUCUCCGCAGGACUGAGAACAGUACGACUGAGAAUGUCUUCGCCUCCAUCGAUUUCCCCUGUCCUUACUCUGCUUCCACCGUCGCGGUUGGUCCUGAGAUUUUCGUCUUUCCCGGAUCUGAUAGUACCUCACCAUAUUUCUGGAUCUUUGAUACCCAAUCUGGAAAGGUUCGUCAAGGACCUAGAUUAAUAGUGAAGCGAAGAACCACUAGCGUAGGACUAGUCGGCGGUAAGAUCUAUGUGAUCGGAGGAUGCAGAAGCGACAAGAUUCCAGCGGAAGCAUUUGACUUAAAGACGCAAACUUGGGAAGCAGCGCCGAUUCCUGACGCAAUUGGGAGAUUUAUAUGGAUCUGUGGGGCAAAUGUUUCACUAGACAGGAAGGUUUGUGCUAUAAGCGUUCAUGGGGGCAUGGUCUGUUACGAUACUAGAGAUGGUUCUUGUGAGAGAUCUGAGUUGCCUAAUGACACAUGGUGGAAGUCGGGAGUGUGUGUUAUAGACAAUGUGCUCUACGUUUACUUCUCUAGAUUCGGGUUAAUGUGGUAUGACACUGAGCUGCUGCUAUGGAGAGUGGUUUAUGGUUUGGAUCUUGGUAAAACUCAAUACGUUGGAAUGGCUCAAUACUAUGGAAUGUUGGCGUUUAUAUGGGAAAAGCCAAGUCUUGUCAGUGGUGAAAGCAAAGAGAUUUGGUUUAGAAUGAUUGGUUUGCUUAGGAGUGACGUGGGAAUUCAUGAAACACCGUCUCAACUUCUCGGGGUUGUUCCUUGUGGCUAUAGAUUGCAGCAUUGUCUUUCUCUUUCGGGUCAAAACACUAGAGAUAUGUUGAUACUUGAUUGUAAAUGAUGAUGUUUUCGUUAGUCAUAUUAAAAAUGUCAAUGAAGUUUACAGAAUUAUGAAUGUCCAGCUGCACUAAGUUUGUGUGAUUGUAUUUCAGCAUUGUGUGUUUACUUUC
Capsella rubella is the source of this 1359-nucleotide messenger RNA. RefSeq names its product F-box/kelch-repeat protein At2g44700. Lineage: Eukaryota; Viridiplantae; Streptophyta; Magnoliopsida; Brassicales; Brassicaceae. Gene Ontology annotation, molecular function: protein binding. The transcript has 3 exons. The coding region runs from base 129 to 1250 and encodes 373 amino acids. The record is from RefSeq and is a predicted model, not a curated record.